This is a messenger RNA of Myripristis murdjan (pinecone soldierfish), 1551 nucleotides long. Its product is annotated as solute carrier family 22 member 13-like. NCBI's taxonomy places the organism in Eukaryota, Metazoa, Chordata, Actinopteri, Holocentriformes, Holocentridae. Gene Ontology annotation, biological process: transmembrane transport. The coding region runs from base 1 to 1551 and encodes 516 amino acids. The record is from RefSeq and is a predicted model, not a curated record. Gene Ontology annotation, cellular component: membrane. Gene Ontology annotation, molecular function: transmembrane transporter activity. The transcript is spliced from 9 exons.
AUGGCUGAUUUUGGAGAUAUCCUGAUAACUAUAGGAGAUUUUGGAUUAUUCCAAUGGAUCCUUCUUCUUGCUCUGGGUUUACCAAAUUUUGUUGUCCCACUUCUUUUUGGAAGCUUGGUUUUUAUCCAGUUUGACCCAGACCGACACUGUAACACGGACUGGAUCCUCAAAGCUGGUCCUAACCUGACCACAGAGGAGCAGCUGAACUUGACGCUGCCCCGGGAGAAGGAUGGGAGCUUCAGUAAGUGCCAGAUGUUUGUCCCAGUGGACUGGGACAUUGACACCAUCAGGGAGUACGGACUCAAUGAGACCACAGGCUGCCAGAGUGGAUGGAAGUAUGACAGGACGCUGUUUGAAGCCACCAUAGUCACUGAUUUUGAUCUUGUUUGUGACAAAGCAAACUUGGUGGAAGUGGCACAAACAAUGUUAAUGGCCGGUUUUCUGGUUGGUUCUCUCUUGUUUGGACCUUUUGCAGAAUCGAUUGGUCGCAAACGAGCCACUCAGAUUCCAGUGGUAAUAAUGUUCAUAUUUACUAUAACGACAGGGAUAUACCCCAACUAUUACUUAUAUACAGCCUCCCAGUUCAUGGUGGGGGCUGGAAUGGGAGGUUAUAAGGUCAACUCUAUUGUUCUAGCCACCGAAUGGAUUGGGCCGUCCAAGCGAUCACUGGGAGCAUGUGUGUCUUUGUUAUGUGGUGCAGUUGGAGGGUGCACAGGCAUUGGCUUGGUCUACUUAAUCCGGGACUGGCGAUUGGCCCAGCUGAUCAUAGUAGCACCAAUGACUAUGGUUUUUAUUUAUAUAUGGUUUAUUCCAGAAUCAGCCAGAUGGUUGAUGGACAGAGGAAGGAGACAGGAGGCGGAAAGGCUGAUUUUCAAGGCAGCAGCGAUUAACAAACGCACUGUUCCAGACUCUCUUCUGGAAGAGACUGAAGUGAAAAAAAAUGUGGAGAAAGGAGGCGUAAGUGUUCUGAUCAGAUCACCUGUUCUUAGGAAGUUUUUCUUCAUACUGGCGUUGGCAUGGUUUUCAUUGACUCUUACCUACUACUGCCUGUCAUUCAAUGCGGGAAGAUUCGGCUUAGACAUCUUCUUGACACAGGCUUUGUUUUGUGGUAUUGAAAUACCAGCCAAUCUGCUCUGCAUCUGGGUGUUAGACGUUUUGGGGAGGAAAGUAUCCCUCAUCUCAACACUUGUAAUUGGAGGGCUCUGCUGCAUGCUUACCCUAGCAGUUGAAGGAAAUUCCACUGCUGUCACAUGUUUAGUUACUGCAGCACGUUUUUUCGUCCUUGCCGGUAUAUCCAUGUGCAACGUCUACGUGCAGGAGUUGUUCCCAACAUCUGUCAGACAAACAGCCACAGGAUUAGGGGCUGUUUCAGCAAAAAUAGGCGGGCUGCUGGCUCCAGUGCUCAACAUGCUGGUCAUGUACCACUGGGCCAUACCUGCUGCUGUCUAUGGCAGCCUCUUACUGGUCAGCGGGGCUCUGGUCCUCCUGCCUCCUGAGACUCAACACGCAGAGCUACCCGAUUCAAUUCAUGAGGCUGAAGGCAACAGGUAA